Malassezia japonica is the source of this 2187-nucleotide messenger RNA. It is a transcript of the gene MCM5, whose product is annotated as DNA helicase. NCBI's taxonomy places the organism in Eukaryota, Fungi, Basidiomycota, Malasseziomycetes, Malasseziales, Malasseziaceae. Gene Ontology annotation, molecular function: ATP binding; DNA replication origin binding; single-stranded DNA helicase activity. Gene Ontology annotation, biological process: DNA replication initiation; double-strand break repair via break-induced replication; DNA replication. Gene Ontology annotation, cellular component: MCM complex; nucleus. Bases 1 to 2187 code for a protein of 728 amino acids. The transcript is spliced from 2 exons. The record is from RefSeq and is a predicted model, not a curated record.
AUGUCGGGCUUUGACGUUGGGCGCGUGUACUCUACGCAGGUCUCGGCAGGGUCCGAGAUCUCGCAGGCGCCUGAUGCGCCUGUGCAGAAUGAGACGGCACUCUUUGAGUUUGUGCAGCACUUUCGUCUCGGCAACGAAUACAUUUACCGCGACCGACUUCGCUCGAACCUGCUCGUGAAGCAGUACGCCCUCGAGGUCCUCCUCGAGCAUGUGCAGAUGUGGAGCCCUACGCUGGCGCAGGCGCUGCGUGAGACUCCGGCAGAGAUCCUGCCUCUGUUUGAAUCGGCCGUCCGCCGCGCAGCGCGCUUGAUUCUCUACCCUGUCGUGGCCGGCACGGAGCGUCCUGAGGCGCCCGAUUGCCAGGUGCUCUUGCGCUCGACCGCGAACCUAAUGGCGAUGCGCGACCUGCACGCCGACAACAUUUCGCACCUCGUGCGCAUCCCCGGUAUUGUCAUUUCGACGUCUGUGCCGGCGUCGCGUGUGACCAAGCUCCAUCUCAUGUGCCGCGACUGCCGCGCGGUACGCUCGAUGGAGGUGACGUCGGGCUUUGGCGGUUUCGUACUGCCGCGCCAGUGCGACGCGCCCAAGGUCGACUCGAGCAUCAAGUGCAGCAUCGAUCCCUACGUGAUUAUCCACGAACGCUGCGAGUUUGUCGAUGCGCAGACGCUCAAGCUCCAAGAGGCGCCGGAUAUGGUGCCGGUCGGUGAGCUACCCCGCCAUAUGCUCUUGUCCGUGGACCGUGCGCUGUGUGGCCGUGUGGUCCCUGGCGCGAGUGUGAUUGCAACCGGCAUCUUUUCGACCUAUACCGUACAGCGCUCCGGCACGCAGCCCAACGCGGUCGCGCUGCGCACGCCCUACCUUCGUAUCGUCGGAAUGGAGGUCGAUGCGGGCGGCGCGGGCGGCCGCGGCGUCUCGCGCAUCUUCACUGCCGAGGAGGAGGACGAGUUUGGGCGAAUGUCCAAGAACCCCGAUCUCUACAACAAGUUUUCCGCGAGCAUUGCGCCGAGUAUCUUUGGCAGUGCUGAUAUCAAGAAAGCCAUUACGCUGCUGCUCUUUGGCGGCUCGAAAAAGGUGCUGCCCGACGGCAUGCGUCUGCGUGGCGACAUUAAUACGCUGCUCCUCGGUGACCCCGGUACGGCCAAGAGUCAGCUUCUCAAGUUCGCCGAGAAAGUGUCGCCGAUCGCCGUGUACACCUCCGGAAAAGGCAGCAGUGCCGCGGGUCUGACCGCGUCGGUGCAGCGCGACCCGUCCUCGGGCGAAUUUUACCUCGAAGGUGGCGCGAUGGUGCUGGCCGAUGGCGGUAUCGUGUGUAUCGACGAGUUUGACAAGAUGCGCGACGAGGACCGUGUCGCAAUCCACGAGGCGAUGGAGCAGCAGACGAUCUCGAUUGCCAAGGCCGGCAUUACCACCGUGCUCAACUGCCGUACCUCGGUCCUGGCCGCGGCGAACCCCGUGUGGGGCCGCUACGACGACAUGAAGUCGCCCGGCGAGAAUAUCGACUUCCAGACGACCAUCCUGAGUCGUUUCGACAUGAUCUUUAUCGUCAAGGACGACCACGACGAGUCGCGCGACCGCACCAUUGCCCGGCACGUUAUCGGCAUCCACAUGAACGGCGCGUCGGACCAGCCCGACGCGGAAGGAGAGAUCGACUUGCAGACCAUGAAGCGGUACAUUGCGUACUGCAAGUCGCGGUGCGCCCCCCGCCUCACGGCUGAGGCCGCGGAGAAGCUGUCGAGCCACUUUGUCGGGAUCCGGAAGCACGUUGCACAGGUCGAGCGCGAGCAGGACGAGCGCUCGGCGAUUGCCAUCACUGUGCGUCAGCUCGAGGCGAUCAUCCGUAUGAGCGAGGCGGUGGCCAAGGUGACGCUGAGCCCCAACGCAACCGAGGAACACGUCGACGAGGCCAUCCGCCUCUUCCGCUUCAGUACAAUGAACGCGGUCGAGAGCGGCAACAUUGAAGGCAUGACGCGUGGCGAGCUCCAGGAAGAGGUACAGAAGCUCGAGCGCGAGAUUCAGCGCCGCCUCCCGUUGGGCUGGACAACGUCCUACGCGCGUCUGCGCCACGAGUUUGUUGACAGGCAGCAGUACUCCUACCAUGCGUUUGAGCGCACCCUCUUUAUUUUGGAGAAGCGCGACGCGAUCCGCUUCUCGAACCAGCACAAGAGCGUCACGCGUAUGGGUGUGUAG